CGGAUGGACGUUGGAGUCUUGUCCUCCACAAACAGAUUACUGAUAUAUUUGUGAGUGAAAUCGAAAGUGGGACAAACGGAAAAAAAUGACAGAAGGAGGUGGAUAUAACAAUUCAGUACAAGGCUCCGAUGCAGACUUUGAGUACUCGUGCACACCGUGCGGUGAAGAAGGCAACGAUGAAAAAGCGUUGAAGUACUGUCCGGAGUGUAAAGAGUAUCUCUGUGCAGCGUGUAUAAAAUGUCAUCUUAAAUUUUCUGCAACGAAGAAACACACGCUACAUGACAAAGAAUACAAACAUUGUGAGGGAGAUUCAGUUGAGACCAUAUCGGAUAAGGAAAACAUGUUGAAAUGUCUUUACCAUUCAGACAGGGAUAUCGAAAUUUAUUGUGGUGAUCAUGACAUGGUGUACUGUGCUCUAUGUGUUGCUAAGGAUCAUAGGCAAUGCACUGGAAUACUGGAACUUAAAGAAGCAGCUAAAAGGGUUUCUAUCGAAAACAAAGACAUCAUAUUGAGUAAAGUCGACUCUUUGCAAGCUGAAAUACAGGUAACAACAGAGAAGAAAAAAGUAAAUCUGAAUACACUAGAUAAGGAAAAGAAUGAAAUUUUAAAAACCAUUAAAGACACGGAACGUUUGAUGAUUGACAAAGUCAAAGAACUAGCAUUUGAUGCACAAGCAAGGGCUUGUAUUAAAUAUAAUGGUUUAAAGGAAGAACUGCAAGAAGAAUAUUCUGUUCUUUUGCAAGCUUUUACUGAAACUACUGAAUUAAGAAGUAAAGUUAAAAACAAAGUGGACCUAGAUGAAAAACGACAAUUUGCAAGACACAUUCUGCAAAAACAUAGUAUGGCUGAACUAGUGAAUAAGUACGAUAGCGUAGAAAAAUAUGAAAGGAAAAUGAAAUGGUUUAAGAAUGAAGAAUUGAUACAAUACUUGUCAGCAGCUGAUUGCCUUGUUCAGGUUGUUGGAAGUAAAACCAGCUUUAAUAUCAAAGACAACCCAAUUCUCAAAAAAUCACAGAAAGAUAUAACCAUAAAAGGAAAUGGAGACAAACAGACCGUUAGCAUAAAUGGAAUAUGCCAGCUUUUUGAUGGUACAAUUAUACUAUGUGAUCGCGCAAAUAACAAGUUGAAAAAACUGAAUGAAAACUAUAGCAUUACAGAAGAAUUCAAAUUAGUAUCUAGUCCAUCAGGUAUUUGUUUAACAGGCAAAACUGAGGUAGCAGUUAAACUCAAAGAUCACACUUUAUUGUUUGUUUCGAUUAAGGACAAAUUUAAUGAAACACAUUUCAUAAAAAUCCAGGGCGGUGACACUGUUGGUAUUGCUUCCAUUUGCAACGAAAUUUGGUGCUUUACUGGAACUGACAUUAAGGUCUAUAACCGUUGGGGAACGAUCAUAAAAACCUUCAAUAAUGAAUCAUUUGUAGGAACAAUAUUCAACCCUGUUGGGAAAGAACCCGUACCAGUUGCAACAGACGGUGCGUUUAUAUAUGUAUCAGAUUUAGGUAACAAAGUUGCAUGUCUAGACAGGGAAGGAAACGUAUGGUCGGUUAUGGAAAGUAAACGGUUGAGGUUAGUAAGAAAAGCUUGUAUUGCUUCAAAGGAUAUUAUUUGUAUCGCAGGGUACACCUCGGGUAAUGUUAUGAUGUUCGAUGGAAAAGGUAAAUGCUUAGGAGAAUUGGUAGAUGGUUUAAUGGAACCAGAUUCUCUAUGCUACGAUAACAAGAAACAGCAGCUGCUUAUUGGGUACAGAGAUUUGAAUAUAUUGACAAUUAUCAAAAUAGAUGAAUGUUUCUAGGAAAGAUAUAAAAGUAAUUAAAAAAGAAAUUAAGAAUUGACGUGUUAUGACUUAUAUACAACUUUUGUCAGACGUCAUGGAAGUACUGGAUAAGAUAAUCCCAGAUAUCACCACCAAAAGGAAAUACUCUCUAAAACAACCCGAUUCAACAAUAAUAGACGCUCCCGCUUUGUUCCCCUACUGAGCAAAAUGGAACGAGGCUGUCAAUUAUAAUCAAAAAGAUAAAUUUUUGCUUCGUAUUACUUUGUAAUGUUUUCUAUGUAUGUGAAGUGAAAUAAAAGAAAUAUAGCAAAAUCUAUAAAUGAAAUAUACAUAAGUAAAAGAAAAACAAUGAUUAUGAUUUGUGCAGAAGCUAGAUGCCUGUUUUCUGAUCAGUAUUUGUAAACGUUAAAAUCAUAAUUCGUCCAGAAUCAUUCUAAUUUUUAUGAUUAUAAAAUUGUUUUUAAAUAUAUGCACAAUAAGUUGUACCAAAAAGUGACUUUUACUAGAGUAAGGCAUCGAUACUUAUUAUAUAUGGUAUAGGGGCAAAUAAAUACUUCUUAAGACAUAAGCAUAAAUACGCAAUCACUAAGACAGAAUGUAAUUAUUAUUACAUACUUUAAAUUCUAGA
Messenger RNA from Ruditapes philippinarum (Manila clam), 2402 nucleotides. RefSeq lists its product as uncharacterized. The transcript is spliced from 3 exons. The coding region runs from base 86 to 1792 and encodes 568 amino acids. Gene Ontology annotation, biological process: positive regulation of DNA-templated transcription. Gene Ontology annotation, cellular component: chromatin; nucleoplasm. Gene Ontology annotation, molecular function: ubiquitin-protein transferase activity. Lineage: Eukaryota; Metazoa; Mollusca; Bivalvia; Venerida; Veneridae. The record is from RefSeq and is a predicted model, not a curated record.